This is a messenger RNA of Eutrema salsugineum, 729 nucleotides long. Its product is annotated as ferredoxin-2, chloroplastic. Gene Ontology annotation, biological process: electron transport chain. Gene Ontology annotation, molecular function: electron transfer activity; 2 iron, 2 sulfur cluster binding. The transcript has a single exon. Gene Ontology annotation, cellular component: chloroplast. The coding region runs from base 104 to 550 and encodes 148 amino acids. Lineage: Eukaryota; Viridiplantae; Streptophyta; Magnoliopsida; Brassicales; Brassicaceae. The record is from RefSeq and is a predicted model, not a curated record.
CUCUUCUCCUUCACACUCUCCACGCCAUUUCCACAAGCCAUAACACAGAGAGAAGAAACCCAAAAAUCUCUCAAAUCAUCUAAAAAUCUAAAACACAGAAAAAAUGGCUUCCACAGCUCUCUCAAGCGCCAUCGUCGGAACAUCCUUCAUCCGCCGUCAAACAGCUCCGAUCAGCCUCCGUUCCCUCCCAUCAGGCAACACUCAAUCCCUCUUCGGUCUCAAAUCAGCCACCUCACGCGGCGGACGCGUCACAGCCAUGGCUACAUACAAGGUCAAAUUUAUCACACCGGAAGGAGAGCAAGAGGUUGAGUGCGACGACGACGUUUACGUCCUCGACGCGGCGGAGGAAGCCGGAAUCGAUCUUCCUUACUCUUGCCGUGCUGGUUCUUGCUCGAGCUGUGCCGGUAAAGUUGUGACUGGAUCUGUUGACCAGUCUGACCAGAGUUUCCUCGAUGACGACCAGAUUGGUGAAGGAUUUGUUCUCACUUGUGCUGCUUAUCCUACUUCUGAUGUUACCAUUGAGACCCACAAAGAAGAAGACAUUGUUUGAAAAGCGCAAAGCUUUUUUGAUGGUUUCAUAAAAAUCAUGUCUUUUUUAAAAAAGUUUUACAUUUUGGGGUUGAGUUUGUUGUUACUUACUAUAAUCUAUUGUUGUCUAUUGUAAUUGUUCUUGGUUUGACCCACCUUUUGGUAUGAUCAAUGGAUAACAGUUUAAACUUGUGGUGGUAA